Messenger RNA from Caenorhabditis auriculariae, 2446 nucleotides. Lineage: Eukaryota; Metazoa; Nematoda; Chromadorea; Rhabditida; Rhabditidae. The record is from the annotation of a GenBank genome assembly.
AUGAGCGCCUUCCCCAGCAAACAGGCGUUGGCCCUCGACGCCGUCCGCCGGGCUCCUUUCCACUUCUUCCAAGUCGACAACUUCACUGACCUCGGCAUCAAUGGUUCGUUAGGCCUUUCCGCAGAUUUUCCAUCAAAAGUAGCAAUUUUUGACUGUUUUUGAACACUAUAAAUUUUUUUUUCUUUACUCAUGGGUUAAUUUUUCAUCUUGAAAUUUAUAGGUACAACUCAUGCGAAAUUGAAACGAUAGCUAAAUGUGCAGGACAAAAAUUUUUUUCUUUAAAAAAAGCCUCGGCAUCAAUUGAAAAAAAAACCCCCCGUUUUUUUAUAUUAUCGAAUGGUUCUUUCUCGAGUUACAAUCGGUCUAUGUAGUUUAAAAGUAAAUUUGGAGGAGAUUAUCCAAAUAAAAAAAUUAUUUCAUUCAAAAAUUGUUCUUCAUUUUUAAACUUGAUAAAUUUUUAUAUGAAUCUUUCAGAUGGAAGCGAAUUGCGGGCGCCGUCUUACUGGGGUUUCAUCAAUUCUUCCUUUCUACCAACAGUUUUUAUUUUUAUGCAGUUUUAUGGUGAGUUCAUCUUCAUUUAAUUUAUGUUUUUGUUAAUUGAAACUUCACAUUUUCGGGAAAAAAAGUUUAUUCUGUUUUUUCUUGUCAGGUACGCGGUUAACACGUUAGUAACGAUUCAUUGCUGGACAAGUUGGCAAGAAGGAAUCAAGAGGAAAAGAUUGAUAAACGUCACAACUUCUCUCAUACAUUCUACGGUCGGUUUCUUUGUCCAGAAGUUAUAUUUCGCAUAAUAAGGAUAAUUUUCAAUGAAGAAUAAAAAUAUGAUGAUUUCGUUAUCAUUUUUUUAAUCAUCUCAGUUUUUUUUUUCACUUCGAUAACUUGUCAAAUUCAAGGUUUAUAUUUAUUAAAAUGAAAAAAAACGUGAAAUAAUAUUAAUGCGAUCUGAAAAAAUUUCAAAAAGUUUCAAAUUGACUGUUUUGUGAUAUUUGGAAGAAAAAGGACCUGAAGGUACUUCUAUUAAAGUUUCAUAAAUUUGAAAAGAAGAAAAAAAUAAGUCGAAAAUUUUUAUUUCACUGUUUUUUUAAUUGAGCUUUGAGCCUGAAAAGCGGAAAAACCUUGAUCUUGUCGGUUUUCAGAUCUCGGGACUUUUCAUCUUCGCCUAUUUUUUCAUGUACACGAAGCUGGUGUUCGCCUCGCCUCUCCACUAUUAUUCCUACUUGGAUUCUCAAAUCGUCAUGCUCUCGAUUGGAUAUUUCUUCUACGACGCCUUCGACCUUCUUCUCAACGACAAGUGAGAAAUGUUUACGCAAAAAUUUUUCGGAACAUCUGCGUUUUCCUGUAAACAAAUCUGUACGCGCCGCUCUUUUUGAAUGGAGGAAAGUUAACAGAUGCUCUUUUGAAGGGCUUUAGGACAGAUGUUCUCCAGGAAAAAUAACUAUAAAUAUUUUUUUUUUUUCAGAAUAGUCCGUGAAUGAAAAAAAGCGGCGAAUAAUGGUGAAAAUAUUAAGUUUUCUAUUAACAUCAUUAUUUUUUCUUCAUUGUCAGAAAAAGCAAGUAAUUAGGGUGAAAUUUUUGGUAAAGAAUGAAUUAACAUUGAAAUAGUCGAAACGUUUCCAAUUUAAAAAAAUCUGCUCAAAUUAAAACCAAUUUUUUUGAUGUUUUUUUCUGGUUGUUUUUCAACCCAUUAUAUUAAAGCCGCUAAAUGUUUUUAAUAUAAUUUUCAUCUCCAAUUUCACUUUAAUUAAAAAUUUUCCAAUCAUCUUAAGGAACGGAAUCUUUGAAAAAAAAAAAUUUCCAACUUUUUUCAAAAGUUGUUAAUGAAAAGUAGAAAACGUUUUUCAUCUUCCAUUUUAUUUUCAGACUGUCGAUUGCGACAGGAGUGUUGCUUUUCCACCACGCGGCCUCGAUCUUGGUCCUCUCGACGGCGGUUCUUUCUCACAAGUUUCUGCUCUACGCCUACUGGGCCUUGUUGAUGGAGGUAACUUGUCAAAUCUCAACCUCUUCCAAGCAAUUAACUUGAGGUCUCAUCGGUGCUGCUCCACUCGCGCUCCCUGCUGCACUUGUCGAAGCUCUCGACGACGUCGAUGAUCGGCCUCUCGCGAGUCGUCGCCUACUUCAACAUCGUCUUCUUCGUGAUCUUCCGCUUCCUGGUGCAGGUGUUCCUCGUCGGCUGGGCCUGGGUCAACCUCGACCACAUGCACUCGUCCGUUUCUCCUUCUGAGUUCCGACCCUGAUCUUCCUCGAUUUCAGAGCUUUCGCAGCAAUCGCCCUCGUCGGCGGCCUCUGCUUCUUCGUCAUCAACGUGGGACUCUUCAUGCGGAUCCUGCACUCUGACGGCUUCUUCCUGCCUAGCGUCAUGUCUGAAGGACAGCUCGACGCCCUGCUUGAAGACAACGACUACUCGAAAGUCGGCACUUCCGAGAAGGAGGACCUCCUCGAAGUCUAA